CCGUGUUGUGGUGACGUCAUGAGCGUCUUGCUACCCAACAUGGCGGACUUUGAUACCAUAUACGAGUUAGAUGAAGAAGAGGAGGAGGAGAGCGAGGACCGGGAAACGGGCACCGGCCGGGUGGUGGACGAGGAGUACCUGGUUAGAUACGCGCCGGAUCCUGUGGUGGUGAGGGGAGCCGGACACAUUACCGUAUUUGGUUUAAGCAACAAGUUUGAUGCAGAAUUCCCCUCUAUCUUAACAGGAAAGGUCGCCCCUGAAGAGUUUAAAAUCACAAUGGGACGCUUGAAUACAUGCUUAAGGAAGAAUCUCCCUCUCAAUGUGAAGUGGCUGCUAUGUGGCUGUAUUUGCUGCUGUUGUACAUUAGGCUUAAGUUUGUGGCCUGUUAUAUGCCUGAACAAAAGGACAAGAAGAUCUAUUUACAAAUUGUUGGAUUGGGAGAACAACCGGUUAUACCACAAACUCGGUUUGCACUGGAAACUGAGCCGAAGGAAAUGUGAAUCAAACAAUAUGAUGGAAUAUGUCAUAUUAAUAGAAUUCUUACCAAAGUAUCCAAUUUUUCGACCGGACUGAAGAGAGCUUGUCCCCACUUCAUUUCAUGUUUUUGUUACUUGUCAUUCCUACCCUUAGUGCCUUUUAGAUGGUUUUGGAAAGAUAAGGUAUACUGUACAUCUGUUGUGUUUUACAAACACAAAAAGGAGGUCUUUUGUAUAGCUGUAUGGUAACCUAAUAGAGUGGUAUUUUUAUUAUGUGUAGAGAAGAAGAAAAUUUGCACACUUCAUUUUUUUAUGUUAAGGGAAGCUUUCUGUGUUGCACUUCAUUUUACCCCGUACAGUGAAAACGUGUCAAGCAGCUUGUGUCACUGUAGCCACCUCACACUGGCGGGGGUUGCAUAUAUGUGUGUUUACAUACUAUGUAUAUAUGUUUAUACACAUCCCUGUAUAUAGUUAAAAUUAGGGGUGUACAUUAGUGCUGCUUUGAAUCUAGCUUGUUGCCUUACCGUUCCUACAUAUUGUUUUUACUAGUACUUACCUAGCCAAUUGUGUCAGCUCAUUUCCUUUACAAAACUGCUGCAAGAUGGAACCAUUUUUUUUCUAUUAUAAAUAACACCGUUUAUUCUAAUUGGUCAUUCAGCAUAACGAACUCAAACUUGCAGUCAUAAAUUUCAAGUAUCUGUUAAAGGUUUAGGCUCCAUGCAUUUUGGGAUGAAUCUAUCUAUACAAGCUAUAAUUUCCUAUAUUCAAAGUGAUUUAUAGUGUCAAAAUGAAGUAUAGAUAUAUAUACUGCAAGCCGCAGAAGAUUAUUUAACCAAAAACUGUAAAUAUUGCCUUUUUUUUUAUUUUUUUUU
Hyla sarda is the source of this 1348-nucleotide messenger RNA. RefSeq names its product cysteine-rich hydrophobic domain-containing protein 2-like. The transcript is spliced from 6 exons. NCBI's taxonomy places the organism in Eukaryota, Metazoa, Chordata, Amphibia, Anura, Hylidae. The coding region runs from base 19 to 573 and encodes 184 amino acids. The record is from RefSeq and is a predicted model, not a curated record.